UUAGUUUUCAUCUUCACCCCUUUGGCCCUUUCCUAUAUAUACAUGAAAAUCUUACCUUUUUUUUUGUAGAACAAAUUUUCAAACUAUAUUUUAUAAAACCACAAAUUUCAUUUCUAUCUAUAUUCUAAUAUUCAUAAGUUUAAUUUUUUGAAGUUAAGGCAACAAUAUUUGAGAUGUCUCCUAUUGACAUGUUGAUCAAUUUGGGCUUGUUUUUGGCGGUUCAAGCUUUAGUAUAUUUGAUUCUUACAAAUUCAUCAAAUGUUUUUUCUAAGAACAAGAAUUUGAGGUCGUUUAGCUUCAAGAGAACUCGAUCUAGCAGUGUUCGUAAUCUUCUUUCGCUUAUUUCGGAUAUGCCUUCUGUGUCUACACCAAGAGACCAAGGACUACGAUCGCCCAUCACUCCAAGGGUUGAAGAUCAACUUGAGGCUUUCAAUAAUUAGAGGCUAGAUUAAAGAAGAUGAAAUAUUGAUGAUUUGUUGUUGUUUAAAAUUGAUUUAUUUAUUUAUUCAUUUGCUUGUUUUUAUUUUGGGUAAUCUAGAAAAUUAGGUUGGGAUGGGGCCUAGCCCUUUCUUUGUCAUUUUGUAUUAAUUAUGAUGUAUGGGUACAUAUUCAGUAUAUAAAUUGUGAAAAUUCUUAUAAUAUAUGGAUACUUUUACUAU
Messenger RNA from Chenopodium quinoa (quinoa), 659 nucleotides. RefSeq lists its product as uncharacterized. The transcript has a single exon. The record is from RefSeq and is a predicted model, not a curated record. NCBI's taxonomy places the organism in Eukaryota, Viridiplantae, Streptophyta, Magnoliopsida, Caryophyllales, Amaranthaceae. Bases 174 to 440 code for a protein of 88 amino acids.